GAAAGAUAUGCAAUAUCAGCAUUCAUUUUGAGAGGAUCAGGAUAUAAAAGCAAGGAUGUCAAGGCUUAAUAAGACAUUAUUCAGACUGGACUUGGGGAAUGGUCUAUAUAAUAAACAUUACACACAUUAUCGCUUAGUUACGGAUUACAGUGAAUUCCACCUCAUCUGUUACAGUAAUGAACUUUACAACACUGCUGCUUGGACUUGGGAGUCACAUUUUCAUCAAAGUCCAAGAAAAACAAUUGCAUCAGCAUUGAAAUCUCAGCCUGUGAAUGUCAGUGAGAGCCACUUUGUCAAUCGACUGAUGCUCACAGCUACAACUUUUAACGGUUGGAAUUUAAGUAUGAGGGUUUUUCCUGUGGUGUUUGAAGAUGCAGGAUAUUACACCUGUACUCUGGAAAGAAGUGUAUUUACGAGUAUCAGACUAAUCACAGUUAAAGUCACAGCUGAACUGUCUGAUACAGUGACUGAGGGAGACACAGUUACCCUGAGAUGCUCUGUGUCUGACACCACUACAUCAAUGAGACUGGUUUGGAUCAACAGAGACAGUGAAACUGUUGGAGAAAAAACACUGAAUGGGGAAGAGAAAUCACUGAGUCUGGUCAUACAGAAAGCUGUGAGAAGCAGAGGGAACUGGAUGUGUGGUGUGUUUGAUCAAGAAAGUCUCCAACUUUCACUACCAUAUAAUCUGGAAGUCACAGUGAAAUCACUUCCGGACCGUUGGUUCACCACAAAUGCUGGAUACCUGUUUGUUAAACUGGUCGUUGGUCUUGGACUCAUCUACAGUUUGAUGAAGAAAAACAGACAGAUCAUGCCUCAGGGAUGUAACAGAAGGGGACGAGCCAGAGGCCAGAGAAGGAGAGGAAUGUCGCAUCAGAGUUACAAGGUGACAGAAUUCAGAUGAAGUGAGAGGAAGAGCAACAGAUGCUUCACAGGAAGAUGCCACAUUUCAGGCUUCGAAAUCUGAUACUGAUCUGAGAUUUGUGAAUGAACAUUGCAGCCCGCAGGUGUCUACUCGGCCCAUCAUGUCCAUUCCCCAGAGAGAUGCACAGGUUCAAGAAUCCAGAUUGAUACAGCUUGGAAACUUUGGAACCUGACUUCUGAUUUUACUCUCAAUUUAUUGCCUGUAACAUGAAAACUUAAUUCCCCAAAGAAAAUAUUGCAAGCAAUUUUCACCUCAGUACUGGUAACUGUGCUUGGCAAGAAUAUUCUUUCCAGGCAACUGUAUAAAUUUCCAAACUCGAGAAGGUACCUUUGUAAGCAGCUCAAACACAGGCAGACUGGAGAGCACAGCAACAUUUUGGACAAAAUUUGUUGCACUUCCUUUACAGUGAGAACUUUGUCAAGAGAUGAAAUUUGCACACAAAUCUCUGUCUAGCAUUUUAUCAACUAUUGCACAGCUGCAGCAAAGCAUUCUUGCUUGAAUAUUUAAUUGCUCUUGUAAUCAGUGCCAACAAUAUACUGUUUGCCUUGUUAAUAGCUUACUGCUCCAGAACCCACUUCUUGCUUUCUGUAUUUGAAGUACAAAGACACCAAGAUUUAGUUGCAACUUCCAUUUACCCAUUCUAUUAUCAUUCACAUUCUAUUUCUUUCAGCUUUUAUGGCCAUAACUCAGUGUAGCAUCGUGGCAUUUUGGUAAUUGUAACAUCAUUAUAGUGCCAGCAAACCAGCUUCAAUACUGCUACUGUCUGUAAGGAGUACGCACGUUCUCCCUGUGACUGCGUGGGUUUCCUCUGUUUGCUCUGGUUUCCUCCCAUAAUCCAAUGACAUAGGGGCUAAUAUGUUAAUUGACCACAUGGUGUAAGCACAAGCUUAUUGGGCCAAUAUUACCUUUUACUGUGCCCUUCAUCUAAUUAAAAAAAUAGAUAAUAUAUGCUUCUUCAAUAUAGUCAAUGUCUAUAAUGUAACAAUUAGUGGCACUAUCUGUCAUGAAUACCUCUAAUCUGAAAGACUUUGGAAGGUUUAUGAAAUAAUAAGUCUGGAGUUUGUGAAUUAGACUCAUAUGAUUGUAGAACACAGAAGCUCACCGUGUCCAUUCUCACCACCCAGAAUCCAUUUCCUAUCAGAGGGCAAGUGCCGGUACAACACAGCUAUCACAACAAUAAUGAUAAGACUCUGAACAUAGACUGAAUUCUCUGUUGCCUGCAUAAUAUGUCAUUCUGAAUCUAGAAGCAGCUUAUAUUGUACU
Molecule: messenger RNA, 2188 nt
Organism: Hypanus sabinus (Atlantic stingray)
Lineage: Eukaryota; Metazoa; Chordata; Chondrichthyes; Myliobatiformes; Dasyatidae
Exons: 6
Coding region: 56-904 (282 amino acids)
Biological process (GO): T cell activation; positive regulation of ERK1 and ERK2 cascade; interleukin-15-mediated signaling pathway
Cellular component (GO): membrane raft; external side of plasma membrane
Molecular function (GO): MHC class II protein binding; protein tyrosine kinase binding
Source: RefSeq, a predicted model, not a curated record